This is a messenger RNA of Fomitopsis serialis, 384 nucleotides long. RefSeq lists its product as uncharacterized. The record is from RefSeq and is a predicted model, not a curated record. The transcript has a single exon. Lineage: Eukaryota; Fungi; Basidiomycota; Agaricomycetes; Polyporales; Fomitopsidaceae. The coding region runs from base 1 to 384 and encodes 127 amino acids.
AUGAUCGGCGAAAGCUCGUCUUCAUCCUCCCUUGGCGAUACGGAGGCGUUGGAAAACUCGGCUUCUUACCUUGUACUAAUCGCUGAAUUCGCACUACAGGAUAUCGACGAUACCUUGUCGACACGAAAGGGCAAGGCUAGCGCGCUCGCUCCCAAGACCGAUGAAGAACUUGCGUUCGAACUGUUCGCCGAGGAAGCGCAUGCCCUGCUCGCUCUCACACGGGACAUUGCCUUCGCUCAAAGCCUAGACGAUGCUCUGCGAGCCGAUCAGGACAUCAUUCAAGAGUUGUUGCAGGCAGACGAAGUCGCUCGCUCCGACAGGGAGUAUGCGUUAGCUCUCGAGGGGGAAUAUCACUCGCGACCACGUCCGUCUCGGGCUCCGUGA